AUGACUGGUCGCGGUGGAGAGCUUUUCGUACGGUUGACCAUCGAGCGCGGUCAGUGUAUCUGUAAACCGUUGUUUUCUAGUACGUACCGUAUUUAUGGAGCAGUGAAAAUUCUCCGACCCAAAUAAUCAAUGAUGGCUUCCAAGCGAAGAAAUCCUUUACGGUGCAGGAUCGUUGCGAUUGCAGUCGCUGCCGCUGUAGUAGCUCUUUCGAUGGCCGAAUUGGCCACCGGUGAAACGUACGAGGACUGCGAGCAACCGCCAGAAAUUGCGCACGGAUCUGCCCGGCUUACCGUGGACGACAACGAAGAGUAUGUGACGGCACACUACACCUGCAAGUCGGGCUACCGGUUGCAGGAACCGCAGCUCGCAGCGAUACGCUGUAGCAUCGAGACGGAUGAAUGGGAAGCGAACAAGCUACCCGUAUGUGUACAGGAUGAAGCACACGAUGAGGACGACGGAACGGCAGCCAAGCACGGUGGAAACGGUCAGAAGCGGAAACCCGGUCAGCGGGGUCAAAACAUUCAGGAGGAAACCGACCUUGAACCGGAACUGGCCGCCCGGUUGGAUCUGUCCUGUAUGGCCCAAGGGUUGAUAAGGGCGCCCGAGAUCGACAAUGGCUAUGUGGUGAAAUACAACAGGCGGAAGAAAAAUGGCAACAUUUUCCUGGUGGCGUACUACGAGUGUGACGAUUAUUACGAGCUGCAGCCACCGGAGCAUGAUCGGCUCUACUGUAGCGGAAGGAAGUGGAUCGGUAAGCGACCGGAAUGUAUCUCCACCCGUUCCGGCUCGGAGGACGAUGAGGAGGGCGAGGAAGAGGAGGAGGAGGAGGAAGAGGAGGAAGAGGAAGAUUAUGAAGAAGAGGGAGACGAAGGCUCUGAACAACCAUCCGAACGUGAUGGGAAAGUUCACGAGCGAACAACAGCAACAACGGCAACGCUGCCGCCGACAACAACGACUUCCACUACCGAGUCAACAACAACAACUACUACUACAACCGAACCAUCAACGACAACAACGACAGAACAACCAACGACUGCAUCAACGUCCGUAAACCCACACACGACACCAGAACCAACGGAACCGAACCAGCCAGAUAAUUUGUCCGUCCUAGAGGUUGAACCUGAAACUCAUCAACAUCGAUCGACAACAGAUCACCAGGAAAGCGACGAUAAGGAGGAAGACGAUGCGGAAGACGUCGACGAAGGGCAAGAAGAAGGCGACGGCGAUGAUGAUGACGAAGAAGAUGAUCGUCAAGAGACUCACAAAGUAGACGAUCGCCAAGAACCCUCGUCAACCGCGUCCGUGGUAUCGCCGGUGGUGACAACUCCACAGCCAGUUGUGGCGGCUUGUGGUCCCGAUCGGGGCGGGUGCGAUCACGAAUGUCGAAUGAUUUAUCACGGCAACGAGGUGGAACCGGUGGUCGAGUGUAGCUGCUACCGGGGAUUUCUGCUGGAUGUGCGUGAUGGAAGAACCUGUCACGACAUCGACGAAUGUGUGGAAAAUAAUGGCGGUUGUGAGCAGACAUGCAUCAAUAAACCCGGAUCGUACGAGUGCAGUUGCGAGCCAGGACUGCAAAUCGACACACUGAAUGGGCACACCUGCAUCGAUAUUGAUGAGUGUCAAAAUGAAGACAUUGUCGAACGAUGUGCCAAUGGGUGCGAAAAUACGUUCGGUUCCUAUCGCUGCCUGGAGGAAACAUUUUCACCCACUGAGGCUGGUACUGAGCAAAGAAAUAAUGAGGACGAUGACGAAGAGGAGAAGAAUGAUGAAAGUGACCCAGAAGACGAAAUCGACGCGGAGGAAGAGGAAGAAAGCGAGCGAACGGAUGCGCAUAAUCGAUUGAGCGAAAAUGAAUUGCCUCAAGAAUCUCAUCAAUCAGUGGAAAGCGCCGGAAGCGGUACGGCGGAUGACGAUGGUACGAGUGCAGAACACGAGAGCGAAACGAAACCGCCACCGGACGUGACAAUUCCGGUUAGUUCUUCACACCCUCAUAGGCAUCAUCACGGGGAGACACUGGAGCUAGAUCGGGACGCUGAUCGGAACGAAGAUCUCGAAGAAGAUGAGGAUAAUGAGGAGCAGGAAGAGGAGGAUAAUGAGGAUGAUGGAGAGGGUGUCCCCGAGCGGUCUCACGAGCCGGAACCUACCCAACCAGUUGUAACUUCAGGUGAUGGUCGCGAUGAGAUUAGCACAUCGAAAGUGGAACCGGAUUAUGACGAUGAGGAUAAUGAUACUGAUGGGCCCGGUUCGGAAGAAAGCAGCGAGCGAAACAUUGUUCAACUACCACCAUUGGCGAAUGGUUGCGAUACAGGGCUUCGAUUCAAUCCGUCAACAGGCACUUGUGAAGAUAUAAACGAAUGUGAAGAACAAGAUCAUGGAUGCGAUUACUGCGAAAAUGCUUACGGUGGAUACCAGUGCACCUGCCCGGCCGGUUUUGAGCUUGCCGACGAUGAUAAACACUGCCAGGAUGUGGACGAAUGUACCGCAGGCGACGAUGAGUCCGAUGAGAAUGGUUCAAUUUGUUCCCACGAAUGUCACAACACGAUCGGCUCCUUCGAGUGCCGUUGUCCGGAAGCGUUCCACCUGAACAACGAUCGACGUACGUGCGUACGGGACUUCUGUCAGGAUCUGUACGAAAAUCCGAACAAGACACGCUGUUCGCAUGAGUGUGUUGAUGAGGUGGAAGGAUUCCGCUGCCACUGUCCGGAGGGUUACCUGCUGGACGAGGUAGAUCAGAAAACGUGUCACAGUGCGUACAGUUGUGACGAGAAUCAAAGGAAACGGUGUGAGCCAGGCCGGUGCAGAAAGCUAGGAAGCGCCAGUGGUGAUGACUAUCGAUGCGAAUGUCCGGAUGGGUAUGUGCAGAACGAUCACAGCUGUCAUGAUCGGGACGAAUGUUUGCUGGGUCGGCAUGAUUGUAGCCACGAGUGCCAUAAUACGGUCGGAUCGUACCGUUGCAGUUGUCCGGUGGGACUAACGCUAUCCACCGACGGGAAGACCUGUGACGAUGUGGACGAGUGUGCACGGGAAACGAACGAACUGGAUGGGUUGUGUGGUGAUAUAGAGUGUCGCAAUACGUACGGAAGCUACAAGUGUGUUUGUCCGGAGGGUAGAGAGUUCGAUGAGUACGGUAUCUGCCGACAGAUGGAUCUAUGCCGUAAGGAUAAUGGUGGAUGUUCGCAUAUUUGUACGUUCUAUAACCGGGAAACGUACUGUGACUGUCCGGAUGAUAUGGAACUGGCGGAGGAUGGAAAGACGUGCGAACUGGCCAAUGUUUGUGGACUGAACAAUGGUGGAUGUUCGCAUACGUGUGAUCCGGACAGUGAUGUGAUGUGUCUGUGUCCGGCGGGAAUGAUACUGGGGGCGAAUGGACGCACCUGUGAGGAUGUAAACGAGUGCCACAAGGAUAAUGGUGGAUGUGAGCAAAGUUGUGUGAACUUUGAGGGAGGCUUCCGGUGUAGCUGUUACGAAGGAUACGAGCUGGAAAUGGACAAACGAUCGUGUGUCGAUCAGGAUGAGUGUGCUAAUGCGCGAGGAGGUGGUUGUGAUCACAACUGUCACAAUACGGCCGGAUCGUACUAUUGUACGUGCCAUGCAGGGUAUACGUUGGCAGAGAACGCACGCACCUGUAUGGACGUUAAUGAGUGUGAACAUCACAACGGAAACUGCUCGCAUGUGUGCAUCAACUUGCUCGGUGGACAUCAGUGCUCGUGCCCAAAGGGACUGUUCCUGCAGGAGGACGAUCGAACCUGUGACUUUGUGGACGAGUGUGAGCUGAACAAUGGAGGAUGCUCGCACGGAUGUCACUACGAGUACGGUGUAGUGAGCUGCUCAUGCCCGAAAGGAUUCGAACUGGACGGGGAGCAUCACAAGACUUGCGUCGAUGUGGAUGAGUGUGCGAAGGGAAAUGGAGGUUGCUCGCACGACUGCUCGAACAGUCCAGGAUCGUACGAGUGUCACUGCCCGGAGGGAUACGAACUUCGACAUAAUCGCCACUCCUGUCAGGAUGUGGAUGAAUGUACCGGUACCAAUGGGAACUGUUCCAACAUUUGCAUUAACCUUCCCGGUGGGUAUCGCUGUGCCUGCGAAAUUGGAUACGAACUGGCAGACGAUCAGCGCACGUGCAUCGAUGUGGACGAGUGUAGCGAUGGAAGUCACGAUUGUUCGCAUCGCUGUGUAAACGUCGAGGGCGCGUACGAGUGUGAAUGUCCUGAGGGUUUUAAGCUGGGUCGAAAUCGGCUCAGCUGUGAAGAUGUGGACGAGUGUAAAACGCUUCCAGAGCGAGGUGGAUGUGAGCAUCAUUGCAUAAACACGGUCGGAUCGUAUCACUGCGGGUGUGAAGAUGGUCACCGACUAGCGGCGGACAAUCGUACCUGUUCCGAUGUGGAUGAGUGUAGUGACGAGUUGCGGAAGUGUACCCAUGAUUGCUUAAACACAAAGGGUGGCUUUGAGUGUUCUUGCCCGUCCGGAUUGCGGUUAGAUAUUGAUAAGGUGAGCUGUGUGGACAUUGACGAGUGUCGUAUUAAUAACUUCAAUGGAGGAUGCUCUCACAUCUGCGAAAAUACAGAGGGAAGCUUCCAGUGCCGAUGCCCGCAAGGGAUGGUGCUUGGGGAGGAUCAAGCCACGUGCAGUGAUAUCGACGAGUGUACCGUGCUGAACGGUGGAUGUAGUCAGCUGUGCAUUAAUCGGGACGGAGGCUUCCGGUGCGGUUGCCAUCCGGGGUACAGUUUGAUGGCGGAUGGGAAGGCUUGUGAAGUGUCCAAUCCAUGUGCGUUGAGGAAUGGUGGUUGUCAGCACUACUGUAGCUUGAAGGGCGGACUUCCGGUGUGUUCGUGUAGGGAAGGCUAUGUGCUGAACAAGACUAAUCAAGCAUCCUGCACUGAUCAUAAUGAGUGUUUGCAAUCGAAGGAUCACAACUGCCAACAGCGGUGUGUCAAUUUGGAAGGUUCGUAUAGAUGCGAUUGUUAUGCGGGGUACGAAAAGAAUGACCUCGGGCAGUGUAUCGACAUAAAUGAGUGCGCGGUCGAUAAUGGUGGCUGUGGUGCGAAGGCACAGUGUAUUAAUACAGCAGGAGGUAGUCGGUGUACGUGCCCGGUAGGAUAUAAACUAACACAAGAUCGUAAGAAUUGUGCUGAACUGAAGGACAAUUGCAAACCGUUCGAGGCACCUCGGAAUGCGGAGGUUCGAUGCACCCGUUCGAGACAUAAAACGCAACUGUUUUACCGAUCCAAGUGUUUCAUUACGUGUAAGAAGGGCUUCAAACUGCAUGGUCCGGCGGUGCGACACUGCAAUGGAACCGGAGAAUGGGAUGAGGGUGAAUCGAUCUGUGUCCCUCUUGCUUGUCCAAGACUGAAUCGACCGGAAAAUGGCGUCAUCUUACCGGUCGCAUGCACAGCGGGCAAGAUCUUCGCAAACGAGCGUUGUGUUCUUCAUUGCAAGCCAGGCUUCAAACCGGUGGCAAAGCGAACAGCCGUUUGUAGUCUUUCUCAAACCUGGAUACCAGGAGACAAUCUCCGUUGCGUUUCUUUAGACACUGUGACAGCCGCAGUUACGUCGAAACCCACGACAACGACUACGACGACUACUGUGGCUCCCGUAUCCAUCAAACCUUACAUCCAGUGUCCACCCGAUAUUCAUGAGGUUCUGCCGUUGGGUCAGUACACGAUGAAAGUACGGAUGGAGCGACCCACGACAAAUGUUGAUUGGCACCAGUACGUCGAUUCGCAUCCACCGUGGGGCAAACAGCUCGAAGUGGAGCUGCCCGCAGGCGAAACGAUCGUCACGUUCCGGGCCCGUAGUCCAACGAGCAAUGUGAACGAUGUGUGUCGAGUUGUGAUAAAGAUACGGGAAAGGAAGCCUCCAACCGUGGUACACUGUCCGGAAUCAUUCGAGGUGCAGCUGGAACGGAAUGAACCUUCCCGUUCCGUAUUUUGGACGGAGCCCAAAUUCGAGUCCGGGGCGGAGAUUAAGCAACUCUACAAAUCCAACACACCAGGGCAACCACUCGCGGCCGGUGUGCAUUACAUCAAUUACAUCGCCACUGAUGCCGAUGGGUUGAGUGCCAACUGUAACUUCCGUGUUGUGGUGAAAGCUCCACCGGCCGAGGUGAUGGAACCGAGACGUCCACUCAACACCGGCAUUCCCAGGCCGGCAGAAAUGAAUCGGCUUGAAAACCACGAAUCAUAUCUCAUCUGUCCCGGCAAACCGCCGGUUCGGCUCGAUGGCAACAACUAUCCCCGUCAGCAUCAUCGACAGCAGCUGCCGAAACAGUGGCCGGACUCGCAUAUCGAAUACCACAACCACCAUCAGCUUCUGCAACACCAGCAGCGCCAUCGGUUCGAACAGGAACGGCGUCCAUUGUUCCGGAACCAUGUGCCGAACGUCGAUUUCGUUGAGCCGGGAAUGUCCACCGUGCACCGGCGUAGAUUGAAUCAAAUCGCACCACCAUUGCCGUUGCACGUUCCGCAAGGCUGUGUGGUGAAGAACAUUCGCAUCAAGCAGAAGCUAGCCAGACUGCGUCAUCAGCAGCGAAUGUUAGCGCAGCAUCUACAGCACCUAGAGGAGACACCUAAUGCCAGUCCGGCACUGAUACGCCAACAGCACCAGCGUUACAAUAAUCUGCUGCGUUACUACUCCUCGUGGGACAAGGUCUACACGUCCUCGACGGCUACUUCAAGGCCACCCACCACCACGCUAGAUGAUGGUGCUUUAGCGUCGUCGAGAGCUGUUCACUUGCCCCAGCGGCUUGCACAACCGUACCCAACGGGCAUGCCGGUGAGUGCAUCCCAUUAUCAACAACAUCAUCAUCAUCACCAGCAGCAGCAGCAGCAGCAGCAGUACCAGCAACAGUCACGUCGUUGGCUAAAAAAGCGCAGUCGAGCGCACGGUGCAGAAACACGUACCGAUGCUGAUGGGAAUGCUGACAGCCACCCGCAUAAGGAAGAUGGCAGUCAACCAUAA
Anopheles maculipalpis is the source of this 6957-nucleotide messenger RNA. RefSeq names its product fibrillin-1-like. The record is from RefSeq and is a predicted model, not a curated record. Gene Ontology annotation, molecular function: calcium ion binding. Lineage: Eukaryota; Metazoa; Arthropoda; Insecta; Diptera; Culicidae.